This is a messenger RNA of Mirounga angustirostris (Northern elephant seal), 6156 nucleotides long. RefSeq names its product sulfatase 1 (gene SULF1). Gene Ontology annotation, molecular function: N-acetylglucosamine-6-sulfatase activity; glycosaminoglycan binding; calcium ion binding. Bases 566 to 4621 code for a protein of 1351 amino acids. The transcript is spliced from 21 exons. Lineage: Eukaryota; Metazoa; Chordata; Mammalia; Carnivora; Phocidae. Gene Ontology annotation, biological process: positive regulation of vascular endothelial growth factor production; positive regulation of Wnt signaling pathway; glomerular basement membrane development. Gene Ontology annotation, cellular component: cell surface; plasma membrane; Golgi apparatus. The record is from RefSeq and is a predicted model, not a curated record.
CUGAAAUCUCAGGUUACUUGACUGGGAGUUCUCAGACCUCCAGUUUCAGUCCUGCCCUCAGCCUCCAGUCGGUGAGAGACACCCAGCCCCAGCAAUUGGAUUGGGCAGCCCGUCUUGAGACACCACUGUGCUGAGUGCUUGAGGACGUGUUUCACCAGAUGGUUGGGGUUAGUGUGUGUCAUCACAUUCGAGUGGGGAUUAGGAGCAGGAAGCCUGCCUUGCUGGAACUGUGUGGUCUUCUCCAAGUGCGAGCUGCAGGCAAGGAAACUACUUUGCUUUUGGAAGAAGAAGAGGAGGAAUUCAUUUUCUGCAGCCACAAGAAAGGCAGUUUUUUCAGGUGCUGACGGCCACCCACCACCGUCUGAAGAAGGUGAUUUUGGCAGAUGACAUGCAGGUUCUCCACGACAGAGUAAUUGCAGAAAAUCUUCAAAGGACCCCAUCUGCCGAUGUUCUGAAUACCUCUGAGUACAGAAAUUGAUUCUUCAACCAGGAUACCUAAUUCAAGACCUGCAGAAACCAGGAGGCUGAGACAGUCUGUCGAUCUCGCGACAUUGGACCAAACACAAUGAAGUAUUCUUGCUGUGCUCUGGUUCUGGCUGUCCUGGGCACGGAGCUGCUGGGGAGCCUCUGUUCGACUGUCAGAUCCCAGAGGUUCAGAGGACGGAUUCAGCAGGAGCGAAAAAACAUCCGACCCAACAUUAUUCUUGUGCUCACUGAUGAUCAAGAUGUGGAGCUGGGGUCCCUGCAAGUCAUGAACAAAACAAGAAAGAUUAUGGAGCACGGGGGGGCCACCUUCACCAACGCUUUUGUGACCACCCCUAUGUGCUGCCCCUCCCGGUCCUCCAUGCUCACCGGAAAGUAUGUGCACAACCACAACGUCUACACCAACAAUGAGAACUGCUCCUCACCUUCAUGGCAGGCGAUGCACGAACCUCGGACUUUUGCUGUAUAUCUUAACAACACUGGCUACAGAACAGCCUUUUUUGGAAAAUACCUCAAUGAAUAUAAUGGCAGCUACAUCCCUCCUGGAUGGCGAGAAUGGCUUGGAUUAAUCAAGAAUUCUCGUUUCUAUAAUUACACUGUUUGUCGUAAUGGCAUCAAAGAAAAGCAUGGAUUUGAUUAUGCAAAGGACUACUUCACAGACUUAAUCACUAACGAGAGCAUUAAUUACUUCAAAAUGUCUAAGAGAAUGUAUCCCCAUAGGCCCAUUAUGAUGGUGAUCAGCCACGCUGCGCCCCACGGCCCCGAGGACUCGGCCCCACAGUUUUCAAAACUGUACCCCAAUGCUUCCCAACACAUAACCCCUAGUUAUAACUAUGCACCAAAUAUGGAUAAGCACUGGAUUAUGCAGUACACGGGACCCAUGCUGCCCAUCCACAUGGAAUUUACAAACGUUCUACAUCGCAAAAGGCUUCAGACUUUGAUGUCAGUGGACGAUUCUGUGGAAAGGCUGUAUAAUAUGCUCGUGGAGACGGGGGAGCUGGAGAACACUUACAUCAUUUACACUGCCGACCACGGUUACCAUAUUGGGCAGUUUGGACUGGUCAAGGGGAAAUCCAUGCCAUAUGACUUUGAUAUCCGUGUGCCUUUCUUUAUUCGUGGUCCAAGUGUAGAACCAGGAUCCAUAGUCCCACAGAUCGUUCUCAACAUCGACCUGGCCCCGACGAUCCUGGACAUCGCUGGGCUCGACACGCCUCCCGAUGUGGACGGCAAGUCCGUCCUCAAACUUCUGGACCUGGAAAAGCCAGGUAACAGGUUUCGAACAAACAAGAAAGCCAGAAUUUGGCGUGAUACAUUCCUUGUGGAAAGAGGGAAGUUUUUACGUAAGAAAGAAGAAUCCAGCAAGAAUAUCCAACAGUCAAAUCACUUGCCCAAAUAUGAGAGGGUCAAAGAAUUGUGCCAGCAGGCCAGGUACCAGACAGCCUGUGAACAGCCUGGGCAGAAGUGGCGGUGCAUCGAGGACACCUCUGGCAAGCUUCGAAUUCACAAGUGUAAAGGAUCCGGGGACCUGCUCACGGUCCGGCAGAGCACGCGGAACCUCUACUCUCGAGGCUUCCCCGACAAGCACAAAGAAUGCAGUUGCGGAGAGUCCGGUUAUCGUGCGGGCAGAAGCCAGAGGAAGAGUCAAAGGCAGUUCCUGAGAAACCAGGGGACCCCGAAGUACAAGCCCAGAUUUGUCCAUACCCGGCAAACACGUUCCUUGUCAGUCGAAUUUGAAGGCCAAAUAUAUGACAUAAACCUGGAAGAUGAGGAAUUGCAAGUGUUGCGACCGAGAAACAUUGCCAAGCGCCAUGAUGAGGGCCACAGGAGGCCCGGAGGUGCCCAGGCUGCCGGCGACGGGGACGUGAUGCUGGCAGACAGAGACAAUGCCCUGGGCCUGCCCACCUCCGUCCGAGUGACUCACAAGUGCUUUAUUCUUCCGAAUGAUACAAUCCACUGUGAGAGAGAACUGUAUCAAUCGGCCAGAGCCUGGAAGGACCACAAGGCAUACAUCGAUAAAGAGAUUGAAGCCCUGCAAGACAAAAUUAAGAAUUUAAGAGAAGUGAGAGGACACCUAAAAAGGAGAAAGCCGGAGGAAUGUGCCUGUAGCAAACAGAGCUAUUAUAAUAAAGAAAAAGGUGUAAAAAAGCAAGAGAAGGUGAAGAGUCAUCUCCACCCAUUCAAGGAAGCUGCUCAAGAAGUAGACAGCAAGCUGCAGCUUUUCAAGGAGAACCGUAGGAGGAAGAAAGAGAGGAAGGAGAAGAAACGCCAGAGGAAGGGGGAGGAAUGCAGCCUCCCUGGCCUCACCUGCUUCACCCACGACAACAACCACUGGCAGACGGCCCCGUUCUGGAACUUGGGAUCUUUCUGUGCCUGCACGAGUUCUAACAACAACACCUACUGGUGUUUGCGUACAGUUAACGAGACGCAUAAUUUUCUUUUCUGUGAGUUCGCCACUGGCUUUUUGGAGUAUUUUGAUAUGAAUACAGAUCCUUAUCAGCUCACAAACACAGUGCACACGGUGGAACGGGGCAUUUUGAAUCAGCUACACGUACAACUCAUGGAGCUCAGGAGCUGUCAAGGAUACAAACAGUGCAACCCAAGACCGAAGGGCCUGGAAGUUGAGGACAGUUAUGGGAUGGAUGGGAAGGUUAAUCCGCCCGGCCUCGCUGCAGAUGUCAACUGGCAAGGUCUGGAGGAUUUAUACAGAGUGAACAAAAGUGUCUAUGAGUACAGACAAAACUAUACACUUAGUCUGGCUGACUGGACUAAUUACUUGAAGGAUGUAGAUAGAGUAUUUGCACUGCUGAACAGCCACCAGGAGCAAGACAAAACAACUAAGACUGCAACUGCUCAAAGUGAUGGGUCCCUGGCUGGAUCUGCGGAGCUCUCGGCGCCGGUAGAGAGAGCUUCCGCGGAGUCCGAUGAGGACCCGAGUCCUACGCUUGGGGAAGCGCCUUAUUGGACCUGGCCGGCUGACCUUCGAACCCUGCCUUUGAACCAACCAACAUUCAGUCCAGAGACGAAACUUGAAUGGAACAACGACAUUCCCGAAGUGAGUCGUUUGAAUUCUGAACACUGGAGAAAUCAUAAAACUGACACGUGGACGGAGCACGAAGAGAGAAAUCAUCUUGCAAGCGAUCUUAGCGGCAACGGCCUCACGGAGCUGAUGGUGCCUCCCAGGCCCCGGGGGCAGCAUGAAUUUCCCCGGGGGGCCGGUCCAGGCGAGGAUGUUUUUGAUCUUCUUCCCCGGGGGGCCGGUCCAGGCGAGGAUGUUUUUGAUCUUCUUCCCCGGGGGGCCGGGCCAGGCGAGGAUGUUUUUGAUCUUCUUCCCCGGGGGGGCGGUCCAGGCGAGGAUGUUUUUGAUCUUCUUCCCCGGGGGGCCGGGCCAGGCGAGGAUGUUUUUGAUCUUCUUCCCCGGGGGGCCGGGCCAGGCGAGGAUGUUUUUGAUCUUCUUCCCCGGGGGGGCGGUCCAGGCGAGGAUGUUUUUGAUCUUCUUCCCCGGGGGGCCGGGCCAGGCGAGGAUGUUUUUGAUCUUCUUCCCCGGGGGGGCGGUCCAGGCGAGGAUGUUUUUGAUCUUCUUCCCCGGGGGGGCGGUCCAGGCGAGGAUGUUUUUGAUCUUCUUCCCCGGGGGGCCGGUCCAGGCGAGGAUGUUUUUGAUCUUCUUCCCCGGGGGGCCGGGCCAGGCGAGGAUGUUUUUGAUCUUCUUCCCCGGGGGGGCGGGCCAGGCGAGGAUGUUUUUGAUCUUCUUCCCCGGGGGGGCGGUCCAGGCGAGGAUGUUUUUGAUCUUCUUCCCCGGGGGGCCGGGCCAGGCGAGGAUGUUUUUGAUCUUCUUCCCCGGGGGGGCGGUCCAGGCGAGGAUGUUUUUGAUCUUCUUCCCCGGGGGGGCGGUCCAGGCGAGGAUGUUUUUGAUCUUCUUCCCCGGGGGGGCGGUCCAGGUGAGGAUGUUUUUGAAGAUCAGCUGCAUCUUCCUGCGCAUGCUGAUGUGGAUUCCAUUCAUCAGACGAUCAAUACGUCUGCCAGGGAGCAGCCAACCAACUCCAGCAGCGAGAAGAGGAUGUUGAACAAGGCGAAGAAUCACAAGACGGGGAGCUUACAGAGUCUCGAAGGCAGUGCCUCCUUUCCACUCUCCUCCGAUUAGCUGAAAUUGUGACCUUACCCCAAACACAGUACUUUUUUUUUUUAACUUUUUAUUAGUAAACUAAUAAAGGCGAUCACGACAGCGAACAUUCUAAGCUACCCUAGGCACACAGACGCAGAAGUUAGGGCGCAGAUCAGCAGGAGGCACACAGGGACUCGGUGUUGUAAUUCACGAUUGGUCCAGAAUAGAAAGAAAGGUUGACUCGUGUUUGUUUGUUUGUUUGUUUGUUUGUGGGGAGACUAAAACAGUAUUAUCUUUUGAAAGUGAUAGGGAUAUGCCUAUCCAAAUAUUAUCCAAUCAAGACGGCUAGAAUUGUAACUUUCUGGGUUUCUAAAACUUGACCUCCUCCAUGAAUUUUUCAGCACACUUUCCACUGCCCGCCUAAUGUGGUUUUGAUUCCUUUUUUAACCACUGGAACUUUUCAGUGCCAUCACCUUCAAUGAUUUUGCACUUUGAGAUCAGAACACCAUGUCUGUUCGGUUAGUCUUUUUUUUUUUUUUUCUUCCCAUAGGCUUUCCAUAGUCUCACUCCUUGCUCUCAGUGUGACCACGGGAAGUAGACCCCAAGAAUGACACACAGUAUGGAUGACAUAUUGUUCAGCAUACGCUUUUGCCAGAAGACAUUGCAUGCGUUUUCCUCGACUUGCUAAACUUGAUUAGCAGAAAGGCAUGGCUAACGAUGUUGGCAGUAAAAAUAAAUAAAUCAACAAAACCAAGAUUGUCUGCUUUCUCUGUGCCUAGCCUCAAAGUGUUCAUCAUAUGCUUCAGAUUGCAAAAUUUUUAUUAUUUUAUUAACAGGAUAAAAGGACUGAAGACGUUUUUUUUGCUCAUCUUCGUUUUCUUGACCUGCCUAGUAAGGUCAAGUUUUGAGAAGAUAUGCUUAGUUUUGAAUUUAUAUAAGAAAUCUUUUUCAAUAAAACAAACUCACAAAUGUUUCAUAUUUUAAACACACCAUAUGUGUUAUAUGAUCAUUUUUAAGGCCUUCACCAAGUUCUGAUUUUUUUAAAGACAUAAUUCAAGACUGCUUUUGAAAUUCUGUAUUCUUAAAAAUAUUCUUGUUAUGUAUUAGAUUUUUAAAUACCAGCAAAAGGAUUACCUCAUUGAGAAUUAUCAGUACCCUAGCCAACUUCCCAAGAAGGUUUUUUUUUUAGCUUAACAGUGAUUUUCUUUUUAUUUUUAGAUCACUCAAAUGCAUAGGUAAAUUAUGUUUUCUUUAAGUGUUUAAGGUAAACUCUUUCAAAGAAAAUUUAAUAUGUUGUAGUUGAAUCUUUGAUAACUUUAAGUCUUUAUCAUAGACUCUGUACAUAUGUUAAAAUUAACUAGCUCUUUAUCAGAUGUGUGUGUCACCAGCUGAAUGACAGAAGAAACAUAUUUAUGGUCAUGAAUGAUGUGCUUUGUAAAAAGGUUUCAAGUUAUUAGGAAGCAUACUGUGUUUUUUAAUCUUGUGUAAUAUUCUGUGAUACUUUUAUAGAACAAUUCUGGCUUCGGGAAAGUCUAGAAGCAAUAUUUCUUGAAAUAAAAGGUGUUUAAAUUUUA